Molecule: messenger RNA, 897 nt
Organism: Lasiodiplodia theobromae
Lineage: Eukaryota; Fungi; Ascomycota; Dothideomycetes; Botryosphaeriales; Botryosphaeriaceae
Product: Rta1 domain protein
Exons: 2
Coding region: 1-897 (298 amino acids)
Cellular component (GO): membrane
Source: RefSeq, a predicted model, not a curated record
AUGCAUAAUCACACUCUCGUCGCCCGCGAUGCUCCCUUCGACCUCAUCCCGUACAACCCUUCCGCCACGGCGGCUUGGGCAUUCGUCGUUCUUUUCGCCAUCGGAGGAACCGUACACUUUUUCUACCUCUGCUUCCUCCGAGCAUGGUUCUUCAUUCCCUUAGUUCUAGGCUGCGUCGGCGAAGCAUUCGGCUACUACGGGCGUGUCCUCGCACACGACCACCAGCGCAAGGUCGGGCCGUUCCUGCUGCAACUGAUGCUGAUCCUGGCGUCUCCGCCCUUCCUCGCCGCGACCAUCUACAUGACGCUGGGGCGAGUGAUCCGCGCGCUCGACGGCGAGCACCACUCGAUCAUGCGCACCAAGUGGGUCAGCAAGAUCUACGUGCUCGUCGACAUCGCAUGCUUCGGCAUGCAGAUGUACGGCUCGGCCAUCCAGGGGUCGGGCGACGCGGCGGCCGCCGCCCAGGGCAUGACCAUCGUGCUAAGCGGCCUCAUCUUCCAGCUCGUCGUCUUCGUCUUCUUCAUCGCCAUGGCCGCCGUCUUCCACCUGCGCGCCAACAGGGAACCUACCCGCAUCUCGCGUCGCCCCGGGAUCGAGGGCUUGUGGAGGAAGUGCAUGUGGGCCCUGUAUGUCGUCAGCGCCCUCGUGCUGGUCAGGAACGGGUAUCGGAUCGCCGAGUUCGCGGAUAAGAGCAAAACGAUUGAGAAGCACGAGGCCCCGAUGUACGUGUUCGACGCGGGUUUGAUGUUUUUGGUUCCGGUCGUUUUGGCCGUGAUGCAUCCUGGGAGGUUGAUGAGGAUGAUUCGGAAAUUGAAGGAUCUUCCGCCGCAGGAUGAUAGCGAAUGCGUUCCCCUGGACAAUCCCCCAAGGGCAAAUGAGUGGACGCAGUGGAGAUAA